This is a messenger RNA of Coccidioides immitis RS, 2188 nucleotides long. RefSeq lists its product as uncharacterized. The transcript has 2 exons. Lineage: Eukaryota; Fungi; Ascomycota; Eurotiomycetes; Onygenales; Onygenaceae. Bases 440 to 2023 code for a protein of 527 amino acids. The record is from RefSeq and is a predicted model, not a curated record.
GAUAAUAACUACAUAAAUAGUGAUUUCUGUGUGCCAAAAGCUCGCAUUGCAUUCUACUCCCAACUUCGCCCUCACAUACUCUGUACUCCUUACAGAGUAAAGACUAUUCAAAUUCCGAAGACAACCAAACCAAAAUUACAAUUGAAAUUAUUGUCAACUUACCUUUUGUGAGAGGAUCUUAUCUCAAAGGCGACAAGGCUCAUUCAUAUAUGUGGGAGCCGCAAGGGACAACUCACCCAGCACAUCCAGCGUAGUAAAAUACUCUGACUGAUCCCAUUGGGUGGUUGAACUGUUCAGAAGGCAGAGCAGUGGUUGGUAACUAAAGAGUCCCCCAACUCCACAAACUUCCCCCCAGUUGUUGGUGAACUACGAAGUAGUAUUGAGUGUGGAAGACCUCAGCUCACUCUUUUUCAACCCUUGCCAAUCCUAAUUCCGAACAAUGCCCAUCCCCACAAGGUGGCAUUCUCUACGCGAUCCUCUGUCAGCCCAGAGAAGAAAGCCUGCAGGCCAGGAUACAGCGACUCCCACCGGCACCAGUCGACCUGGCCUUACCAGCAGACCCACCCGCACAACCUCCGUAUCGACAGCGUCUGUAAAACCACCUAGCCAUGCCCACACGACCUCUGAAGGAAGCGUGUCCGCUGCAAGCACGCCUGGUCUCACAUCGCGAAGGAGCUUUCUCCCGCGCGGAAACCCUGCCGGUAUUCCCGCCAACAGAACGGUGACCGCCCCGCUGAAAGUUCAGAUCCCAGAACCGCAGACGAAGCAGUCGAGAGAUGCGCAGUCGGGUGUGUCGCCGUCUAGACGGAACAGUGUGUAUUCGCCAGUUAAACGAAGUGGUGGUUCGGCGUCGGCGGCGGAAUCUAGGGUGGGGGAUGGGAAGAAGCAGCAGCAGCAGCGAUCAACGGAAGGGUCGAGUUCCGGACAGGCGAAAACAGGUCAUUUACCGACGACGAGAUUGGAUAGAUCGGCUUCUCUGAGGCAGCCGGCUACGUCGAGAGUAGCUUCUGCCACGAUGAGCCAUGCGAGACAUCGGAGCCAGGUUUUCAAUUCGGGGAAUGCGGGACAGGCGGGAACAACGCAUCGGCAGGAUAAAACCGCGACGGACAGCCAGCCGGCGGCUUCGAGGCUUGCUAAACCGCAGUUUAAUACAUAUCAGCAACAGUAUAGUCCGAAAAAGCCGGCGGCCAAACCGUCCAUGAGUACUUUGUCCAUGGCUGCUGGAGAGAGUAAUGGCGCGGUAUCGUUGCCUCCGCAUGUCCCUCUUUUGCAGACCGAACUGCUCCAGCUAUAUCUCCUGCACUCUCAAGCUCUUCAAACGAAACGACAAUGGGAGACUAGCGCCGAUACCAAGUGUCGAAAGUUACAUGAGUCGGUCGUGACCACUUACCGGUCAGUCCUUUCCGAUGAGCAGUCUGUACAGCAACAUCGCAAUAUAGCAGCAAUCGAUCAGUUUGCGGCUGAGAUUAAAGCGUCCAACAGCCGCUACGACUUCUUGACCCAGAUACAGAUGUUGUCGAAAGUCAUCCUGGAGGUUUCGGACCUUACUGAAUCGCAGGAUGGGAGGUAUAACAUCGCUGUGCGAGAAUUUGAGGAGUGGUCUUCACGCGUAAUGCAGGUCAGGCAGCACAGGUCACAGGCGAAGGGCGAGAAUUCCGCCGCGAUCGAGAAUGGUUUGCGGUUUAUUAAUUCAUUGAGUGAUAGAUGGAGAAACGAUGUGGCUUCCUUGUCGGCGAAACUGGAGCUAUGUUCCCGCGAACUGGAUUGCUUAGAAGUUAUAGGCCCAACUUCGGACGACAAAAGUGCUUCGGAUUAUGACGCUUCUGCACUGGUGCGAGCUGUCAGGGGACAUAAGGUCUUGAUACAAGCUAUGAUAGAGGAAUUGGAAAUCAUGGCGAAGACUGAGGCUGAAGCGGCGAAGAUGGAGAGGGCAUGGGUGAAGAGAAGAGUUGAAUCUCUCCGGGGAAGUAGAUGCGGAGGCGGCGGUGUUGAAUUGGCGAUUCCGGUAUGGAAGCAGCUGUAAUUAGGUAUGGAGUGGAUGGCUUGCCGUGGGAAGGAUUGGAGAGUUUAGCAAUUAGUCCUAAACUACCUACAGUGGUGACUCUGAUACCUUGCUUUGGAACCCACCCAAAUCAACGACUUCACUUCCUUUUUUUUUAAUAGAUAUCUACAGAGUACAGUGAUGGAA